AAUUAACACAAACAUACAAAUAAUAUAUAGAUAUAAAAUAAUCACAUAAUAAUAAUAAUACUUUUUUUAUAGUUUCUUAAUAAAUUAUUUUUUAUUUUUAAUUUUAAAUAUAUUCCUAAAAUUUAAUAUUUAAAAAAUCGAACAGAUGGACCCAAUUAUAAAUUAUUAUAAAAUCAAAUUAAUUUUAAAUUCAGUUUCAAAUAUUUUUAGAAUUGCGUUUAAAGAAAGAUGGCAACAAGAUUUCAAUGUUGAAUGGAAAUUAGAUUUAGCAUAUUUAGUAAAAAGAAAGUAUACAAAUUUUAAAUCAUUAACCGAAGAGGAAAAGGCAAAUGUAUCAACAGGAAAUCUAAAUGGAUGGGAUUUAAAAUUACUUUGCGAAUUGUUAACAGGCAUACAAUACACCAAAAUUCCUAAAGAUAAAUUAGAUAACGAAAAUAAAAUUAUUCAACAGAUUAAAGAAAUAAAUGACAAGUUUUUAUUAUUAAAAAAUUAUAAAAUAGAUUUAAAUGAAUUUAAAAAUUUCAAAGACUUAUUAUUUGGUUUAAUAAAAGAAUUUUCAAAAGAGAACGAGAGUAUCAUUACAAAGAAUUCAAUAGAAUCAAUCUCCAGUAGAAUCGAUGAAAUACCAAAACCAAUAUCAUUGGCCUCAUCAAAUUCAUCAAUUGACAGUAACGAUAGUUCAUCCAAUCUAAUUGAUCUUGCAAAUGAGGAGUUUGAAAAUGAAAACUAUCAACGUUCUCUAGAUUAUUACAAUGAUGCAUUGCUUUUGAAGGGGUUUGGCGAUUACAAAAAGUCAUUAAUUCUAUGCAAAUUAUCACAGGUCAAUUUACGUUAUUAUCAAGCAAUGAUGUUGGAUGGAGAAUACAAUUAUUUAUUUUAUAUAAAGAAACAACAGCUUCAAGACUCAAAGAAGGAUGCAAUAUUGGCAUGUACACUAUGUCCAUUAAAUUUUGAAGGAUAUUAUCGUUUAGCUCAGUUAUUUUGCUAUAUGGGCGACUUAGAACUAUCUCUAGACUAUUUAAAUGCUGCUCUUACAAUUGACCCAUCGAAUGAUGAAAUUCGUCUUUUCAAGAAUCAAGUUAAAUCUAAAAUCGAUAGUAGAAUUAUAGAAAAAGAUGGCAAAAGAAAUUUUCAAAAGGAAGCACAAGAGUUUGUAGAGGCACACAAGUUUAAAGAUGUAUAUGAGGGUGAGGACCUUGAGUUGGAGCGUUAUACAGAGGGCAUCGAUAAAAUGGCGGAGCUUUAUCAACUACCAAAGCAACAUUUCAUCAACAUUGCAUGUUCAAGAGUGGCCGGUACCUUUUCGAAAAAGAAAGACUUUGAAACUGCAGCAAAAUAUUAUAGUCAUGCAGCACAUGGGGACUAUGCUAUUAAUUCUUACCGUUUGGGAUCACUCUAUGAAAGAGGUUUGGGUGUCGAAAAGAAUUUGGGUACAGCAUUGUCAUUAUACUUUGAAGCAUCAUUAAAACCAACUAAAUUUGAUAUACCAAGCAGCUUACCAGAGGAAAAUAGAGAAUUUAUGGAAAAAAAUGAAGGUGUAAUAUUAGCAUGUGUAACAUUAGGUCACAUUUUUUCAAAAGGUAUUGGUGCAGAGAUGGAUGCCGAUGCAGCAGCUUACUACUUUCAAAUAGGUGUAGAUCACAAUAAUGCAGAGGCUUUAUAUUCGCUUGCUCAAAUGUAUUUCUAUGGAAUGACAUCGGAUAAACAAAUCAAUAAGCCUUUGGCAAUUGAAUUACUUAAACGUGGUAUGGAUUUAGGUGAUCAAGACUGCACAAGAGAGUAUUACCAUUUCACAGGUACAAAACCACCCAAUAGAUUCACUGGUGAGGGUGUCAAUGCAUCAUUAAAAAAUUUUAUUUUAAUAGUUUCAACAGUCGUAAUUUUAACAGCUAUAAUAUCAAAAUUAAUAAUUGAUUAUUUUACAACUCAUUAUGGAAAAUAAAAAUUAAAAAAAAAUUUAAUAAAAAAAGGAACAAUUUUU
Molecule: messenger RNA, 1981 nt
Organism: Dictyostelium purpureum
Lineage: Eukaryota; Evosea; Eumycetozoa; Dictyosteliales; Dictyosteliaceae
Exons: 2
Coding region: 146-1942 (598 amino acids)
Molecular function (GO): protein binding
Source: RefSeq, a predicted model, not a curated record